Messenger RNA from Danio aesculapii, 2583 nucleotides. RefSeq names its product synovial apoptosis inhibitor 1, synoviolin (gene syvn1). The coding region runs from base 222 to 2072 and encodes 616 amino acids. Lineage: Eukaryota; Metazoa; Chordata; Actinopteri; Cypriniformes; Danionidae. Gene Ontology annotation, cellular component: cytoplasm. The transcript is spliced from 16 exons. The record is from RefSeq and is a predicted model, not a curated record.
CUCUACUGGCAGGAACGUCUUCUCGCCGGAAGUGAGGUGGCCUUUCUCGAGAGCAAGCGAAAAAUAAACACGUAUCCGUCAAGGGGCCGCGACUACAACAGCCUGGAACCAACAGGACUGCUUUAGAUGGAAGGAUUGAGUCGAGACGCAGUUAUUAAAAGCUAAACGCAACAGAGGGCGUCUGCGUGAAGGAGAAAUAACGGAUUCCUGCGGCUUGCAAGAUGGUGCGAGCCGCUCUUGUAACAGCCACCAGUUUGGCGCUGACUGGCGCAGUGGUUGCCCAUGCCUACUUCCUCAAGCACCAGUUCUACCCGACUGUGGUAUACCUCACCAAAAGCAGCCCUAGUAUGGCAGUUUUAUAUAUUCAGGCUUUCGUUUUGGUUUUCCUUCUGGGGAAAUUAAUGAGGAAGGUCUUUUUUGGGCAACUGAGAGCUGCUGAAAUGGAGCACCUGAUUGAGCGCUCCUGGUAUGCAGUGACAGAGACCUGUUUAGCCUUUACCGUCUUCAGGGAUGAUUUUUCCCCUCGCUUUGUGGCCCUUUUCACCUUGCUGCUUUUCCUCAAGUGCUUCCAUUGGCUGGCUGAAGACAGGGUGGACUUUAUGGAGAGGAGUCCAAAUAUCUCAUGGGUCUUCCAUUUCAGAGUGCUCUCUCUAAUGGUGUUGCUGGGAGUGAUGGACUUUCUGUUUGUCAAUCAUGCGUGUCACAGCAUUAUAACAAGAGGAGCGUCAGUGCAGCUGGUUUUUGGAUUUGAGUAUGCGAUUCUGAUGACUAUGGUCCUCACAACCUUCAUCAAGUACACUUUACAUACAAUUGAUCUGCAGAGUGAGAAUCCAUGGGACAAUAAGGCCGUCUACAUGCUCUACACAGAGCUCUUUACAGGUUUCAUCAAGGUGCUUUUGUAUAUGGCGUUCAUGACCAUCAUGAUAAAAGUGCACACCUUCCCUCUGUUUGCUAUUCGACCCAUGUAUCUUGCAAUGAGGCAAUUCAAGAAGGCAGUAACAGACGCCAUCAUGUCUCGACGAGCCAUUCGUAAUAUGAAUACUCUCUAUCCAGAUGCCACCCCUGAAGACUUGCAAGCCACCGACAAUGUGUGCAUCAUCUGCAGAGAGGAGAUGGUGACUGGAGCCAAGAAACUGCCGUGCAACCACAUCUUUCACUCGAGUUGCCUUCGCUCGUGGUUCCAGAGACAGCAGACGUGUCCGACCUGUCGUAUGGACGUCCUGCGAGCAUCUCAGCCAAACCAGACGCCUGCCCCUCCUCCAGCACAAGCACCUGCCCCACCUGCCCCCGCCAAUGCCCCUGUACCUCCACCUGUCAAUGUUGCUCCAGGGAUGAUGCCUCAGUUUCCUCCUGGUCUGUUCCCCUUUUGGGGUCCUUUUCCUGGUGCGCCUCCACCUGCUGUUCCUGGAGCACCGGCAGCUCCUACUGACACUCCACAGCCCAGCAGUGAUGGAGCACAGGGUUCAGAAUCAGGAGCCGGCAGUUUAUCCCAGUCGAGUGCAGAUGGUGCCUCUGCUGCUCCAGGAGCUUUGCCUGGAUUCCCCUUCACCAUGCCACCACCUUUCCCAUCAGCUCCAUGGCUGCCGAUGCCUCCUCCACCACCCUUUAUGUCCUCGAUGCCGCCGCCACCAUCCAGUCUGUCCAGCAUGUCUGAGGCUGAGCUGAGAGAGCUGGAGCAGGAGGGCCGGCGGGGUCUGGAAGCCAGACUGCAGUGUCUUCACAACAUCCACACUUUGCUGGAUGCCGCCAUGCUCAACAUUCACCACUACCUCAGCACAGUGGCUACUCUAAGUCCUCCAAGAUCAGAAACGAACACUGGCGAGACGAGUGAAUCUGUGAACGUGGAGUCGUCUCCGUCCACCGCCAACACAGAAACGGCCGGUCAGGAGAUCCAGAGCGGAGAAUCUAUAAAUGGAGCGGCAGGCUUUUCUCAGCCCGACUCGACCACAGAAGGAGAGAAAGAUGUCAAGGAGGAAGAUGAGGAUGAUGGUGAGCCGAGCGCCGCCGAGUUGAGACGCCGCCGUCUCCGCAAACUGGAGACCACAAACACUCCUGAUCACGACAACCUUUAAAACUAGCAUCCAUCAAUUGACUUGUGACUCUAGAAACACUUCUUACGGACUCUUGGCCACUUGUUCAGACGUCAGUCUAUCUGAGAAACGUUCACGUGUUCUUAAAUGUCAUUUAAAUGAGGCACAAGGCGCUGUAUGGAGGAUCUGUCAUCAUCACGCACCGGAGAACUGGUUUCUGGGUAAUGAAGCGUGACCAUCUAAAAGCUACAAAGCUCUGAAUCCGAGUAUUGUUGGGACUUUCCUCUCUGAAUGUGAUUUCUGGUUCUCGGAGGAAGAUGAAGGUCUGUGGAUUUCUCAUGUGCCCUUAAAAGUGGAUGUUUCCCUCCCUUCUUUGUGUAUUUUCAUUAUUUCUAGCUCUACGUUAUAGAUUUCUUUUCUUAGAUCGACUUUGGUUGUGUUUGAGGACGGCCAUGAUCUAAACUGCGGAGUAAAUUAACUUACUGUACAUAAUGUAUAAAGUGUUUUAUUAGGAGGAUCUGUACAUACUCCACAAUAAAAUGUUGGAAACGGA